AUGCUCAAAUAGUAACCUUAAUCAGCAAAGAGUGGAAAUGCUAUUAAACAAAAAAAAGAAACUCUAGAAAGAUUUGCUUAUUGUAAUAGUUAAUAAUUGUUCUAAAACAAUAUUUUUGAUCUGAGACAAUUUAUAAAAUAGAAUUAUGAAAAAUAUUGUGAAUUAUUAGAGAGAGUAGAAAAUGGAAAAUAAUUGGUGAAGUAAAAGAAAGAAUGUUUAGAAUAAUUAAAAAGCAAAUCUGAAAAUAAAACAAAUAAACCUAAAGCCAAUUUAUGUGUAUAAGAUGAGUUAACUUAAUUAAAGAGACAAAUUGAAAACAAAUAGGCUAUGAACAAUGAACUUAAAUGUUAAUUAGAAUAAAUGAAUUAAUGGACAAAAAAAUAAGAUUUCUUUUAAGAAUAUUAAGAAAUUUGUAAAUAGGUUGAGGAUUUAAGAAUAUAAAAUGAUUAAUUAUUAAAAGCAUGA
Molecule: messenger RNA, 465 nt
Organism: Paramecium sonneborni
Lineage: Eukaryota; Ciliophora; Oligohymenophorea; Peniculida; Parameciidae
Source: the annotation of a GenBank genome assembly